CCCAGAGCGCGCGGCUAGCAGGGCCAGGCCAUGGCGGCGGUGCCGGCGACGUGCGGCUCGCAGGGGGCCCCGCCGGUGACAGGAGCCGCAACAGCGCCCGCCCCUGCGGCCGGCCUGGGCCGCUGCCGCAUGGCGCUGCUGCUGGCCGUGGCGCUGGACGUGGCGGGCAUGGCGGCGCUGUUGACCGGCGUAUUCGCGCAACUGCAGGUGCGCGGCCGCGACUUCGGCGACCUACUCAUCUACUCGGGCGCGCUGCUCGUCUUCCUGAGCCUGCUCGGCUGGAUCCUCUGGUACACCGGCAACAUCGAGAUCUCGCGCCAGGAGCUCGAGCGCGACUACGGCCUGCGGCCCUCGGCACUCGCCCGCCUGGCGCGCAAGCUGUCCCGCCGCUGGUCGGCGCCCGCCGCCGGUCCGCGCGCAGCGCCCGGCUCCCUCGGAGCGCGCCGAGCCGCCCGCGCGCCCGGGCCUCCCGCCGCCGGCGCCCGCCGCGUGCGCCUGCAGCUCGCCACGCUCGAGGCCGGGCCGGGGGCUGCAGGCAGUGGCAACGAGUGAGCCCCAGAUGAUCUCACCAGUCAGGACACGACUGCGAAGUGCAGCUGCCCCUCCACCGGCCGACCACCAGUGCACCCAUCUGCCCCCAGUGUCCUCACUUGGAUAAACAGCUCUACCUUACAA
Molecule: messenger RNA, 675 nt
Organism: Marmota flaviventris (yellow-bellied marmot)
Lineage: Eukaryota; Metazoa; Chordata; Mammalia; Rodentia; Sciuridae
Gene: Tmem238
Product: transmembrane protein 238
Source: RefSeq, a predicted model, not a curated record